Messenger RNA from Prunus persica (peach), 1072 nucleotides. RefSeq names its product 50S ribosomal protein L21, chloroplastic. Lineage: Eukaryota; Viridiplantae; Streptophyta; Magnoliopsida; Rosales; Rosaceae. The coding region runs from base 192 to 848 and encodes 218 amino acids. The transcript has 5 exons. Gene Ontology annotation, biological process: translation. Gene Ontology annotation, molecular function: RNA binding; structural constituent of ribosome. Gene Ontology annotation, cellular component: ribosome. The record is from RefSeq and is a predicted model, not a curated record.
CUUUUCAAAGGGUAAAAUUGAAUUUUAGAGUUUGCAAAUGUAGGGUAUGAAGAGCAAAUUGUUGGGCCGAAAUAGACUUCCUUCCCCCACAUACAUAUUUGGUUUCUGCUAACGGAUAGGAUAAGUCCAUGGCAGAGUGAGUGAACAGCUCACUUGUUGUAGCCUUAAGCUUUUCCUCUUAAAUCAAAACAAUGGCAGCCUCUGCAACUCUUUCCUUGUGCUCUUUGUUCGCAACCCAUUGCAAAAUCUCACAGAACCUUCAAACCCCGUCCAGCAAUGUCAGCUUUCUGUCUCUCUCUUCUUCUUCUUCUUCUUCGCACAAGCUGUCUUCCUCCUCUUCACGACCCACAUUCCCUCUUCUAACCAAGUCGGCGGAAGCUGAAUCUGCUGUGGUCGUCGAGGCCGAGUUUCAAGCCUCGGAGUCUGAGGCCAAACCUGAUGAUACGGAGCCUGCGGCUUUGCAGGUGGUUGAAACCCCUUCAUCCCCAAAACGCGAGCAGUUGUUUGGUGUUGUUAUGAUUGGUGGGCGCCAAUACAUUGUUAUACCUGGACGAUAUAUCUAUACUCAGAGGCUGAAAGGCGCUAAUGUCAAUGAUAAGAUUGUUCUGAACAAGGUAUUGCUUGUGGGAACAAAAACAACUACCUACAUUGGAAAACCAGUGGUGACAAAUGCUGCUGUACAUGCUGUAGUUGAAGAACAAGGACUAAAUGACAAAGUAGUUGUCUUCAAGUAUAAAAAGAAGAAAAAUUAUAGGAGAAACAUUGGUCACCGACAGCCAAAUACACGGAUAAGGAUAACAGGCAUCACUGGCUACCAAGACUAUCCAGCAGUUACCCUUGAGUCGUAACCGCAUAGGAGGAGGUUUCGGUUCAGGAUUUGGUUUUUUGUUUUUUGUUUUUCAAUGCUUCUGAAUAUAUUCUUGAAGUAGUGAAUCUGAAUAUUCUUCCUUUUAGUUUCGUUGCCCUUCUCAUUUUGUAUGUAAGCUGGUAGAUGGAUUACCGUUCGUUUUGCCCAAAAUGCUUAGUGUCAUUAUCCAUUCUGUUCAUACGACUUUCACAUGAUUGCAAAGUU